Molecule: messenger RNA, 1119 nt
Organism: Punica granatum (pomegranate)
Lineage: Eukaryota; Viridiplantae; Streptophyta; Magnoliopsida; Myrtales; Lythraceae
Source: RefSeq, a predicted model, not a curated record
CACUCCCACUCCCAUCCUCAGUCCGCACACCCCAUAACCCCCCUUCUCUCUCUACUCUCUACUCUCUACUCGCUCUCUACUCUCUACUCUCUCUUGAUCUUGUGAUUUUUUGGUGAUUGGAGAUGGCCUUGGAAGCUCUCAACUCCCCGACCGCCGCCGCCGCGCCCUUCCCCUUCAUGGACGAAGCCGCCUCCGCCCGCCUCGCCGAGCCCUGGGCAAAGCGCAAGCGCUCCAAGCGCCCCCACCCCCUCACUUCCCCCACCGAGGAGGAGUACCUCGCCCUCUGCCUCGUCAUGCUCGCCCGUGGCGGCCGCCCCUCCGCCGCUCCCCUCCCGCCCCCUCCUGCCCUCGAGGCAGCAGCGGCGGCCAAGCCGAGCUUCAGCUGCCCCGUGUGCGGCAAGGCCUUCCCCUCCUACCAGGCCCUCGGCGGCCACAAGGCUAGCCACCGCGUCAAGCCUUCCGCUUCCGCCGGCGACGACCAGUCCACCUCCACCUCCGCAGCCGCAGCCGCCGCCACGAGUUUGUCGUCCGGGAAGACCCACGAGUGCUCCAUCUGCCACAGGAGCUUCCCCAGCGGCCAGGCUCUCGGCGGCCACAAGCGGUGCCACUACGAGGGCGGCUCCAACAACAGUGCCGCUGCCACCGCCUCCACCGCCUCUGAGGGCACCGGGUCAACGCGCACCCACAGCCACAGCCACAGCCAGAGCCACAGCCACAGCCGCCACAACUUCGACCUGAACAUGCCGGCGCUCCCCGAGCUUUCCCCGAAGUUCCUGGUGUCCCCGGGCGACGAGGAGGUGGAGAGCCCCCACCCGUCAAAGAAGCCCCGCUUGACUUUGAACAUUCCCAUCAAGCGCGAAGUUUGAAUCCGAUAUCAGAAUCAUUAGCUAGAUGGAAAUUUUCAAUUUGUUGGGUUUAGAAAGAAUUGCUGAAGUUUAGAUCGUAGAAAUUGGAUCAUUCGUUGAUUGGUUUUGUUUGUUCCAUUUGAGUGAUCAGGAGAAGCAGAAAUUGCAGUAUUUUUUUUUUUUUGGGUACUGUACAUACAGAACUUGGCUAGUUCUAUCAAAUUUGUUAAAAGACUCCCAAAUUCAAUUCAUUUCUUGUCCGGUUUUGCUCCAA